AUAAGCCGCGGCCGGCCCACGUGACUCCUCUCCAGUGUCGCCGCCGCCGCUCCUGCGCCGCCAUCAUGGACACCAGCCGCGUGCAGCCCAUCAAACUGGCCCGGGUCACCAAGGUGCUGGGCCGGACCGGCUCGCAGGGACAGUGCACGCAGGUGCGCGUGGAGUUCAUGGAUGACACCAGCCGCUCCAUCAUCCGCAAUGUCAAGGGCCCCGUGCGGGAGGGCGACGUGCUCACGCUGCUGGAGUCGGAGCGGGAGGCCCGCAGGCUGCGCUAGCGCCCCCCCCCCCCCCCCCGUGAGUGACACCCCCCUGGAAGCUGGGGUUUGGGGGGUGUUGGGGGAGGUCUCCUAUGGGAGGAGGGGGCUCAGCCUCUCCUGUUCUGCUCACAGGCUUCCAGGUCCCAGAUGUCGGCUCCACCACCCAGCCCUCGCCAGGAUGGCCGGCCACUGUUAAUAAAGCAUUUGUAUUGAUCCUGGGCGCCUUUCUGUCUGAUUGGGGGAUCAGCUACCCACAGUGCACAAGGACCCAGGUUCAAGCCUAAAAAUAUCUUUAGAAAAAUUACGGAGUGGUCCAGGAGGUGGCCCGGUGGUAAAGCUUUGGACUCUGAAGCGUGAGGUCCCGAGUUCGAUCCCCGGCAGCACGUGUGCCAGAGUGAUGUCUGGUUCUUUCUCUCUCCUAUUAUUUCUCAGAAAUAAAUAAAAUCUUUUUU
Messenger RNA from Erinaceus europaeus (western European hedgehog), 709 nucleotides. It is a transcript of the gene RPS28, whose product is annotated as ribosomal protein S28. Gene Ontology annotation, molecular function: structural constituent of ribosome. NCBI's taxonomy places the organism in Eukaryota, Metazoa, Chordata, Mammalia, Eulipotyphla, Erinaceidae. The record is from RefSeq and is a predicted model, not a curated record. Gene Ontology annotation, cellular component: ribosome; cytosolic small ribosomal subunit. Gene Ontology annotation, biological process: translation; maturation of SSU-rRNA; ribosomal small subunit assembly. Bases 66 to 275 code for a protein of 69 amino acids. The transcript has 3 exons.